This is a messenger RNA of Pygocentrus nattereri (red-bellied piranha), 1375 nucleotides long. Its product is annotated as testis-expressed protein 26. The record is from RefSeq and is a predicted model, not a curated record. The coding region runs from base 456 to 1307 and encodes 283 amino acids. The transcript has 7 exons. Gene Ontology annotation, cellular component: cytoplasm. NCBI's taxonomy places the organism in Eukaryota, Metazoa, Chordata, Actinopteri, Characiformes, Serrasalmidae.
UGAGCCUGAAUCGCAUCGCUGCAUUGACACCGUCAUGAAGGAGGAAUGACAAGUUGAUUUGCUAGUGUUGGGUUCACGGUUUAGUUGAAGGUUUUUAACCGGGCUACGUGCUGGAAGUAGUGUUGGGUCAUUUUAACGAGGCCCACACGCUGACAGACGUCCACACUUGGCUGACCUCUCGCGGCGCCAGUGUUGUUGUGUGUCUCCUAUAACAACGCCGGCCUUCUCGCCGCUCUCUGACUGCGCCGCGGACACGAAGCGCCUCAUAAACUAAACUCAUUUUAGCGAUUAAAAUGUAACCAUACAAACUGCGGCACAGUUAAGAAUCUGGCACGCACAACUUUCACUUUUCAACUCGUUUAUCGGGUUUUUUGAAGAAACGACUUCACAAGCUCGUCCUCCCUCGCCCUCCCUUUGCUGUUAGAGGACCAGACGCUUCACCCAGGGACCCGGACAUGGCCAGCUGGGACAAAAACUGGGACCCAUAUGAGACCUCACAGAGAAGGGAAUUUGUUUAUAGACCCAACUCAUCAACUCCAGUUUUACGACCCCUGACAACUAAUGCCUAUAAAAAUUCAUAUGACCUCACUGAUCCUGUGGGUCGAACUGCAUAUAGUGAAGACUUCUAUUGGAAGCCUCCAUCCAAGCCUGUCUGCAUUCGGACUGGAUCGGCUUCUGGCAACAGGAAGAACAACCCGCACCCAAGCCAGGCAUUUUUGGUGUGGAGGCUCCCUCCUGGUCUAAAGCUUUGUAAAAACCCCCCAUCUGAGGAAGAAGUCAGAAAGGUGCUGUCUGCCCAGUACAAGUCCACAUACAGUACUGACUUUCUAGAUUUACCUAAAGGGAUUUUUCUGAACCGGACAGUCCUCGCUCCUCUUAAACACAGUGCCAAUGCUCUUCAGACCGAGAUGAGGUAUAACUACCGCAAGCCUGUUCUGAAAGCUGAACUGCAGGGAAAUAUAUCCCGCUAUGGGUGCAAUGGCUUGCAUACUGUGGCACCAAAGGGCAUAGUUCCCACAGUGGUUCACAAGCACAUCACUAAUCAGGAGAGCAGGAAGCAGCUGACCACAUAUGACAGACAUUUUGGAGGUAAAUGCACAGACCUGUCAUCGACACUGAAGUUCCUCCAGCCUGAGGAGCUCCAGCAGUUCUACAAGCAUUUACCUGAAAAAGAAAAGGUGGAGGUGCAGGCAUCUUUGCAAAGAGCCCUUAGUCCCCCUGGUCAAGUGAAGAAAACAAAGGACUCAGUGGGGUUGUCUCGUCCACUAGUGCUAGACAGGGUGUCAGUCUGGCCUGGGCCUCUAUGAAUGUGAUACUCAGUGUUGUGAUACAUUUAUGACUGUAUGUGUGCAUAUAAUAAAAGCUAUACACUGCA